AUGAGAAACACGAUUGAUUCAAAUCGUGUGAAAUCCUUUGCAUCUGUGGUUUCAAACAAUGUAUGUGACAUACCUUUGAGCCAGUUGCCUACACCCUGCCUUAAAGGAGACAGAUUAGAAAUCACCAUUCCUGAAGAUGAGUAUAAGCUUAGAGUGGAGGCUUGUAAGCACAACCUUCAUGGAAGAGUCAUCUGGUCAAAAGGGGCGGUUCCUUUAACAGUCACAAACUUAAGAACCAAACUUUUGGAGCUCUGGCCAUCAAUUGGAAAAUGGGGCAUAACUGCUCUUGGAAAAGGAUUUUAUGAGUUUGUCUUCUCUUUGCUGGAAGAUGUUCAGCGUGUCAGAUUUGUGAGUGCCUGGUCCAUACCACAGGGAGUCUUGAAGCUAUUUCCAUGGACCAAGGAUUUCAUACCUUCGACCAUGAAACAAACCUCUGCACAGGUCUGGAUAAGAAUACAUGACCUUUCUCAGGAAUAUUGGCGACCAAGAAUAGUAUUUGCAAUUGCAAGUAGUAUUGGAACGCCUAUUUGCAUAGAUUUUGCUUCAAACAAGUCGGCCUUUGAAAGACCUUUUGGACAUUUUGUCAGGGUAUUAGUAGAUUUAGGUCUAACAAAGGAAUUCGUUUACAAACUCUUGGUUGAAAGGGUUGGAUUUGCUUUCUUUGUGGACAUAGAGUAUGAAAAAGUCCCUGAAUUUUGCUCUUACUUCUCAUGCAUUGGACACAAUAUUUCUUCUUGCAAAAGGAAGGAGACAGUUCUGAAGGGAGCUGAUGGUGAUAGGAAGAAUAAGAAAGGUGUAGACUCAAAAGGAAAAAAGGUCAUUGAAGUGGUGAAUACUGAAACUCCAGGUGAAGGGACUGAUGAAGAUCCUUAA
Messenger RNA from Vicia villosa (hairy vetch), 873 nucleotides. RefSeq lists its product as uncharacterized. The coding region runs from base 1 to 873 and encodes 290 amino acids. The record is from RefSeq and is a predicted model, not a curated record. The transcript has a single exon. Lineage: Eukaryota; Viridiplantae; Streptophyta; Magnoliopsida; Fabales; Fabaceae.